AUGUCCAGCCACAGACUGAAUCUGCACCAUUUACUAUGGGGGAGCAUCAUUCUCCAGUUCCUGGUCUUUUAUGAAAAUGCCCUUCCUGCCCCCAGCAUCAGCUUGCAAACAUUCAUUGGCUGUGCUGUGAGAGAGUUUAGGUUCCUGGCCAGGAAACCUGGUUGUAAAGGAUUGCGAAUAACUACAGAUGCAUGCUGGGGACGAUGUGAGACCUGGGAGAGACCGAUUCUUGACCCUCCUUACGUGGAAGCAUAUCACCGGGUCUGUACCUACAACGAAACCAGGUUCGUCACUGUGAAACUACCCAACUGCCAUGCUGACGUCGACCCAUUCUACACCUACCCGGUGGCAGUGCGGUGUGACUGUGGCAUCUGCUCAACCACAACCACCGAGUGCGAGACCUUGUAAAGCAUUCCCCCACCCCCUUCGAAACCAGAUGCAGUACAUGCGCCCACGCUUAGGGAACUCUGAUCUAUUGAUUCAAAAAGAAA
This is a messenger RNA of Hypanus sabinus (Atlantic stingray), 491 nucleotides long. It is a transcript of the gene gphb5, whose product is annotated as glycoprotein hormone subunit beta 5. Gene Ontology annotation, cellular component: cytoplasm; extracellular region. NCBI's taxonomy places the organism in Eukaryota, Metazoa, Chordata, Chondrichthyes, Myliobatiformes, Dasyatidae. The transcript is spliced from 3 exons. Bases 1 to 408 code for a protein of 135 amino acids. Gene Ontology annotation, biological process: regulation of thyroid hormone receptor signaling pathway; G protein-coupled receptor signaling pathway. Gene Ontology annotation, molecular function: hormone activity. The record is from RefSeq and is a predicted model, not a curated record.